UCAUGCCAUCUGUAAAACCGUUUUUUUCCUCCCUCCUCCCCUUGUUUCUCCUCUUCUACAGCACCACCGGCCGGCCGGAGGGGAGCCAGACCGAGGCGAGGAUAGAGGAGAGACGUCAAGUUCGCCGGCCAGCUUUCUAAGGUUGUAACUGUUUUUGUGCUUUCGAUGAAUUUGAUCGUCCUAGAACUUGGGGGAGGGCAUUUGAUUGGGACUGGAAGGGAUUUUGAUCUGCGCGGCGGUGUUUGAUUUUUCGCUAUUUGCGAUUUGGCGCAUGAAAGGAUUAGGGUUUGAAAGCGAGGAAAGAUGAAUGUCUCGAGGAGCAAGAUGGACGAGCAGCACGGGGAUUUUUGCCCUGUAUCUCCGAGGAAGGAUUGGACGGUGAGAUUGCUAAGAAUAAUAUGGGGUUUGGUAAUAUUCACGGGAGGAGUUUUUUUGGGUUUGUCUGUGAGUUCUCGUUCCAGCCAAUACUUGACAACGCGAAGUAAUGAGUUUUUCUUUCCGGCUAAGAUGUACACUACGAAUUGUGAGAGGGAGAGGUUGAGUAUAAGGAAUUUUGUUCAUCCGAAAUAUCUUUUGCAUAAUUUGACUGAUGAAGAGCUAUUCUGGAGGGCUACCUUGGUGCCGCAGAUGGAAGGAUAUCCAUACAAAAGAGUGCCCAAGGUGGCGUUUUUGUUUCUUACACGUGGGCCACUUCCAUUUGCUCCUCUUUGGGAUAGAUUCUUCAGAGGACAUGAACGCCUCUACUCUGUUUAUGUGCAUUCCAUUCCAAACUACAAGCUCAGUGUCUCAGAAACUUCAGCUUUCUAUGGGCGCCAGAUCCCAAGUGAGGAGGUUUCCUGGGGAUCGAUUUCACUCAUUGAUUCAGAAAAGCGUCUUUUAGCCAACGCCUUGCUGGAUUUCUCCAACGAACGCUUUGUUCUUCUGUCGGAAAGCUGCAUUCCCGUUUAUAAUUUCCCCACAAUCUACAAAUACCUUAUUCAUUCGAAGCACAGCUUCGUCGAGUCCUACGACGAAGCCUCUCCUCGCGGGCGUGGUCGCUACAGCCACCACAUGUAUCCCGACAUCAAGCUCCGCCAAUGGAGAAAAGGAUCCCAAUGGUUCGAGCUUAACCGCAACUUAGCCGUGAAAAUUGUUGCAGAUUACAAUUACUACUCCAUCUUCAACAAAUACUGUAAACCCUCCUGCUACCCGGACGAACAUUACAUCCCAACAUACCUGCACAUGUUCCAUGACAAAUGGAAUGCGAAGCGGAGUGUCACUUGGGUGGAUUGGUCGAGAGAUGGUCCUCACCCUGCUACAUAUGGGGGUGAAAAUGUUACAGUGAUGUUCAUUCAGUCAAUUAGAAAUAAUGGGAGUAUCUGCACUUAUAAUAAUGAGCCGACUUCUCUCUGUUAUCUCUUUGCCAGAAAGUUUGCUCCCAAUGCUUUGCAGACUCUGCUAAACCUCACUUCAGAAGUGAUGAAAUUUUGAAUUUUGGCAAUUGAAAAAGUGAUUUGCUUUAACAGUGCUGGCGUUUAUAGCAAUUGCGGUGCAGAAAAUAAUUUUGGGAAUGCCCAGUGUGUGUAUAGUUUGUUUUGGCGACUUAUUUAUUGGUUACAGAAAAAAAUAAAUAUUCAUUUUAGUGAUAUAUUGGAAUGGAAAUUAUGUUUGCCUUCUGUUUAUCAAUAUUUAGUUGGUUGUAAAAACUUAAUUUAAUUUGUUGUAAAAAUGUUGGCAUAUGACUUUU
This is a messenger RNA of Phalaenopsis equestris, 1726 nucleotides long. RefSeq lists its product as uncharacterized. Lineage: Eukaryota; Viridiplantae; Streptophyta; Magnoliopsida; Asparagales; Orchidaceae. Bases 304 to 1470 code for a protein of 388 amino acids. Gene Ontology annotation, molecular function: glycosyltransferase activity. Gene Ontology annotation, cellular component: membrane. The record is from RefSeq and is a predicted model, not a curated record. The transcript is spliced from 3 exons.